Molecule: messenger RNA, 5956 nt
Organism: Brienomyrus brachyistius
Lineage: Eukaryota; Metazoa; Chordata; Actinopteri; Osteoglossiformes; Mormyridae
Product: zinc finger MYM-type protein 1-like
Exons: 11
Coding region: 523-1374 (283 amino acids)
Molecular function (GO): protein dimerization activity
Source: RefSeq, a predicted model, not a curated record
CGUGGAAGUUUCCUGGGAACUGCAUUUGUAAAAGAACUUUAAAAACACACAUAUUGUUAUAUAUGCGCAUUCUAUCCUUUGGUUAGAUAUAUUUAAUAGAAGUAAUUACUUUAAGUGGUUUACGGUGUUUGGGCGCCCUCUGGUGGUGCACUGCAUAUUAGUUUCUUUCUGUAUCGUUUUAAACAACAGUAAAACUUCACAGACAAGCAAAAAAAAGAAAUAUUAUGUCCUGGGUUUGUCACUGCAAGGAAACCAUCCAUCACACACUAUUGUUCAUCGGCGGUUAAAGUGCAGUUCAUCUUGGCCUGUAUCCCUGAGAUAAAACUAGUGAUGACAUUUGUUUUAUAUUCAUGUGAUCGUGGGCAGUCAAAUGCAAACCAUUUUUGUUUUUCUGUUUAAUACACAUUACAUUAUAUUUAUUUAGCAGCCACGUUUUAUUACUAUUACAGUGCAGAUACCUUGCGAAUAUCGCUCGCUGAAUAUUGCCAUAAAGUGCAACGUAGGCAUGCGCGAAGACAGCGCAUGCGCGAACAUGCGUGCUAUAAGUCAGCUGGGAUCUCAGUUCGGAUAGCGACAAAGACGCUCGUUUCGGGUGCAGAAAUGGAGUGUCAACAAGAAGGAGAACAGUAUCCCAAAACGAAGAGGAAAAGGCCAUCGGGGGCUCAGUACCGGAAAAGGAGAAAGGAGGAAGAGGAGAGGCGUAGGAGAGAAGCCAUUUUAAAAUAUCUAGAGUCAAGCUCAACAGCCAAUGAAGUGCCAAGCACGUCUUCCUCAGGUGAUGCUGUUUGUUCAGAACCGCUUGACGAAAUGACGCAUCGAUCGGCUGCGUCUCUUUCUGCUGAUGGGAACAUGAGACUGACCACCGAUUCCACCCUGCCAGUUUUCUCGGUCGCCGCAGAGACGUCCUCCCCUGUGCUGCCUGUCGAGGUGAAAACAGAUGGACCGUGUGCUGCUGGUGCUGCUGACUGGCCUUCGUAUCUGGGGGACACUGUGAGGACAGUCAUAGUGGGGAGGGGCCCGUAUCAGUGGCAGCAAGUAAAGGCAGAGUAUUCUGAAGUGAAGAUCAAGAGGCCAUCAGGGGCCCAAUACCGUAAAAGGAGAAAGGAGGAAGAGGAGAGGCAUACUAAACACCGCGAGGCAAUUUUAAAAUAUCUAGUGUCAAGCUCAACAACCGAUGAAGUGCCAAGCACAUCGUCCUCACGUGUCCCUGUUUGUUCAGCAACAGAGAUUUCCUCCUCUGCCUUCCCUGUUGAGAUGGAAACAGAUGAACUGUGUCCAGCUGAUCCUGCUGACUGGCCUUCACCUCUGACAGACAUUGUGAGAACAGAAUUAGUCCGGAGAGGACCGUAUCAGGUGUCACCUCUGGUCACUUGAGGUCGUAGAUCUGGCCACCACACAAGGUCCCGGCAUUGUUUGAGCCUGACUGUGCCCAAGUAGCCCUCGUGUGCCAUAGUGGGGACACGCUCACGAAGAACACUCGGGACCACAGUGCAGAGCCCUCUGGUGACACACUGGGUUCCAGCAUGCCAGCUCCUCACGGAUCCUGAAGUAGGGGGACAGCUCAUCCGACACCUCUGUAGGCCAGUCUUGUUUGAUGUACAGUGAAACAGAGGAAAGGACAGGGUCAGCUGCUGAGGCAUCCUGGGGCUCUUUCAGUGACGCUGUCUCCUGAAGGGGAGUGUGGAGAAGUUGGAUGAGGUCAUGCUCUUCUUGGUCUUGCGCAGGGGCUGAGACCUGGGUUGUGGGUGGCUUGGGAAGUGAACGUGAUAGCAGGUCAGCCACUACGUUGUCCCGGCCUAGUGUAAAUUGCAGGUGAUAGCUGUACUGCUGUAAGCGGUCGGCCCAGCGAUGAAGGUGGAGUGGUUUAUGGCCGGUACCUUAUGCACCCAGGAGGGUGGUGAGUGCUUGGUGGUUCGUCCUCAACAUAAAUUUACGUCCAUAGAGGUAUAUGUGCCAGCAUUCAUAGGCCCAGAGGCUCCCCUACGGAAUACUUCUGUUCUGUUGGACUUAGUGCUCGGGAACCAAAAUCAAUUGGUCUUCCCACUCCCCCCUGGAGCUGGGACAUCACGGCACCGAUGGCAAAGACGGAGGCAACACAGAUGACGAAGGUUGGGCUGGUUGGGUUAAAGUGUGCCAGGAUCGGUGGCGAGGUGAGCUGUGACUUCAGGCGGUGCACUGCAUCAGAGCAGGCGGGUGUCCAGAUCCAGGUGGUGCACUGCAUCAGAGCAGGCGGGUGUCCAAAUCCAGGUGGUGCACUGCAUCAGAGCAGGCGGGUGUCCAGAUCCAGGUGGUGCACUGCAUCACAGCAGGCGGGUGUCCAGAUCCAGGUGGUGCACUGCAUCACAGCAGGCGGGUGUCCAGAUCCAGGGCUUGUUUGUUCACAACAGUUUGCGCAGUGGUGCUGUUGUGUCAGAAUACUGCGGUAAAAAUCUGAGGUAAUAUGCCAGCAGGCGACUUGGGAUCUGGACCCCGAAGGAGGACUUCCAUGUUGGAGUGAAGUGGGUGUAUGCCUUCAGCAGAGAGGUGGAGCCCCACACACUCGAUGGCCCCAAAAACACACUUUUCCCCAUUUAGUGUGAGGUGAUGCUCAACUAAUGCUGCAAAGACGCUGUUGAGGCAUUUGUCAUGAGCUGAGGUGGUGGUGCCAUGGACAGCGAUGUCGUCUGAGUAGACGGCCACACUGUCUCCUGAAGGGGAGUGUGGAGAAGUUGGAUGAGGUCAUGCUAGUGCCAGUGGUCACAUUGAAGUCACCCAUGUCCAGAGGAGUGUCACCACGUUGGCACCCUUCAACCACCAAGCAAAGUUGCGAGUAAAACGUUUCCUUCAACGAGACAUCACUCACCGCGGUCGGAGCAUACACUGAGACAACAGACAAAUCAGCCAAGGAGGGUCUUAGCCUGAGUCUCAUGAUACGCUCGGUGAAAGGAGUGACAUCAGACCCUGGAGUGCCAAUCCCCCCAUUCCCCAAAUAAUUGUUUCCCUGCAAGUUGGAGGACCGCUUGCAGGGCUGGAUGCAGUCUAACGUCAUACCCAGGAUAAAGUGCUUGUAGACUGGGACAGAAAUGUUUGGAGUGAAGGUGUUUGUGCAAUAUAAUCAGGUUCACCACUCAAAGGUUUUUGUUAAGAGACAAUAUUUGGUCCACGGUGUUGAGACUAUACAUUGAUUUCUCUUUUUACAUACAACUUUGUUGUGAUCUGUAGUGCAAAUAUGUUUAUUCAGCAGAGGACGUUACCAAAAAAAGGUACCAGAUAGGUAGUGAUGGCAACGGCUCUCCCCAGAUACUUACCUGACAGGGGAAAUACAGUAAAAUCCACUUAUAAUGAACUUCAAGGGACCUUUAUAUCCAGAGUUGCUGUAUGCCCAGAACACAACUACAGGACACCAUUUACUCAUGCCACACCCCAGUAGACACACUGGUAUAGAUUAUUAUAUUGUACAUGUAGUAAUCCAACUUUACCUGAGCAGAUGCGUGACUAUUAAUAAUCCUGACUACAUAUCCGCGCUGGAUAUCACCGGCACGCCAUGCAUGUCCGUUAUAGCCAAACAAAACUACAGCUAAGAGCGGCCCUGGGGACCACAUUGUUUGUCCGUUAUAAGAGAAAUUCCGUUAUAUGCGAGUACUGGUGCAGAGUGUCACAUCAGCAGGGUGGGGUCUGCACGUCAUCCCAGCAGAGGCAGUAUGUGGCUCAGUGGGCUAAGACUCUGUGCCUGUGAUUGGAAGGUCUCCGGUUCAAGCUGAGCCACAUCAUGUCUGAGGAGAGCAUGAUGGGAGCAGACAACAAGAGAAUUCCCCCAUGGGGCCAUUGUGCACCGCCUUUGUGACAGAAAGACAGAUGGGCUCCAUCUGUAGGAGGCUCUUAUACUUACUGAUCAAGUAAAUGUAACAAUUUCAAAGUGGUGGUGGCUGAUGCGGCUCCCCAUUGGGCUUGUAAAGUGCUUUGGGUGUUUUGAAAACCACUAUAUAAAUGUAGCAUUUGUUCAUGCUCCUUACUCACUUCACCUGGGGUCUCAGCUCACAAAUUCUUGUGUUGAAGUAUUUUUCUGUCUGAUAUAUCGGCUCUCAGAUCAAUAAUUAGACUUUCAUUAAAGACAUCAGGAAUUAUGACAAUAUCCAAGGUCACCCCUGGCCAAACUGGGGCCCUAAACAGAAUUCAAUUUUGAGCCUCCCCCCCCCCCACCCCAUUACAAAAUGACUGUAUCACGAAAUGCCAUUUAGGUUUACAACCUUUAUUAGUAGGAACAAAUGAAAUGAACAGCCUCUUUCGGCGCAUUUGACCGCUAAUUGGUAAGAUGCUGCGUGCUGUCAGUCGUUGCAUCUCUUUUUUUCCUCUCCUGCCUUGGGCUGACUUGGUUGCCUGCGCGCGCCUCACGGCAGCGAUGCGCAUCCUUUGCGCUUUUGCAGAGAAUGCGCCCCCCUUGCAGAAAAUGGGGCCCCCUAUGGAUCGUGGGGCCCGACGCACAGCGCGUGUUCUGCGUGUAGGGAAGGGCGGCGCUAACAAUAUCCAUAAUAUAUACAUUAAAUCAUGAGUUAGUGGUCAUGUUAUGUUAAAGUUUAUAAAGUUUAUGUUGUUAUUUCUUUACUUCAAUGCUCCUUUUUUCCCUCAGAAUUGCCCCUCAACGGUUUCAGACUAUUAUAUAGGUAAAAAAUUGAAUGGACUGCAAAACUGAAAUCUAAUUUCAACAAAUAAAUCAUACAAAAAGUUUUUUUAUAGAGCAUAAGACUAGAAAAGCCAGCAGUACCUUUUGUCGCUGUUUUUUUCAGGGAAUGGAUACAAACGUACAAAAAAGUCUUCCGUACGUCUUUUUCUGUUACCGUGGAAGUUUCCUGGGAACUGCAUUUGUAAAAGAGCUUUAAAAACACACAUAUUGUUAUAUAUGCGCAGUCUAUCCUUUGGUUAGAUAUAUUUAAUGGAAGUAAUUACUUUAAGUGGUUUACGGUGUUUGGGCGCCCUCUGGUGGUGCACUGCAUAUUAGUUUCUUUCUGUAUCGUUUUAAACAACAGUAAAUCUUUACACAGACACGCAAAAAAAAGAAAAAUUAUGUCCUGGGUUUGUCACUGCAAGGAAACCAUCCAUCACACACUAUUGUUCAUCGGCGGUUAAAGUGCAGUUCAUCUUGGCCUGUAUCCCUGAGAUAAAACUAGUGAUGACAUUUGUUUUAUAUUCAUGUGAUCGUGGGCAGUCAAAUGCAAACCAUUUUUGUUUUUCUGUUUAAUACACAUUAUAUUAUAUUUAUUUAGCAGCUACGUUUUAUUACUAUUACAGUGCAGAUACCUUGCGAAUAUCGCUCGCUGAAUAUUGCCAUAAAGUGCAACGUAGGCAUGCGCGAAGACAGCGCAUGCGCGAACAUUCGUGCUAUAAGUCAGCUGGGAUCGCAGCUCGGAUAGCGACAAAGACGCUCGUUUCGGGUGCAGAAAUGGAGGUAUGGAGAACAAGCGGGAAGAGCUUUUCACCUUCCUGUCUGUGGGAGCUUACCCACCAGGGUAUAAGUCCCAGAGAUUAAAUCUUAGGAGGUAUGCCUCCAAACUCACGCUAAAGGGCAGAAGGACAGCUCUCCUUUGGAAGCAGACCAGCCAUGAGAACCGAAGAACAGGGAAGGAUGCUGUUCAGGGAGUUUCAUUCCUCUCCGUCUGGGGGGGGCACUUGGGGGUCCGUAAACACGCUCUGCCGUGUGCUCCAGAUGUUACUGGCAUGGCAUGACUAUUGACGUGGACGACUGGGUAUGUGGGCGACUUGUUUUCCUGUUUGAUGUAGUUGUAAAAACUGUAGACAUGUUAAUGAUGUAUUUCUUGUAGGUCCUGGAAUGUGAUAAAUGCCAGCAGCCGCUGGUAGCCCCACAGCCAUCACAGUGUAUUAGAGUAAAUGUGUACAGUAGUAUCUUAAUGUUACACUGACAUGACAGUAUUAAAUGUUAGAUAUAUGCUUUAAAAAGAAUAAAAUUCUGGUUUUGUUAUGA